Messenger RNA from Dermacentor albipictus, 1714 nucleotides. RefSeq lists its product as uncharacterized. NCBI's taxonomy places the organism in Eukaryota, Metazoa, Arthropoda, Arachnida, Ixodida, Ixodidae. The record is from RefSeq and is a predicted model, not a curated record.
CCUAUAGGGUGUAUGCACGAAAUCAGGCGGCGCGGUGCAUUCUGGGUGAGCGGCCAUCUUGUAGUACUCCUUAGCAGACGCCAGCCACAGUCGCUGCCGCCGCUUCGAAGCGAAGCGUGUGUCUGGUGUCGUUUAGCGGGUCACCAUGGUUUAUUGCGCUGUUGUGAGGUGCUCGAGCCGCACCCAGACCAAGGCCGUGAAGCUGAAGACGAAUGAGAAGGACUGUGCAUUUUUCAAGAUCCCGAAGGUGCGCAGUCGAGAAUGCGAAAAAACGAAGGAGCUGUGCAAGCGGAGGCGCCGCGAAUGGAUCGCACGCAUCAACAGGCGCGGAAUAGACGAGAACCCGGAUAAAUACUGGGUUUGUUCGCGGCAUUUCUUGUCAGGUCAGCCGUCGGACCUCUUCGACCACUGCAACCCCGACUGGGCCCCAUCGCAGUGCUUAGGUUAUGGGAACAUUUUGGCGAACAACGAGCGAUAUAACCGCCAAAACUCACGCGCACAACGCCGAUCAUUUGCUCCCGGUGCUACAGAUGCUUCCAAAGGUGGAGACAGCCCUGCACAUGAGAUUGAUGCAGGAGCUACCAGUGGAAUUUCCAUGGAUAUGGAAAGCUCUCCACACACAAAUGAGGCCGAGCCUGACAAGAGUUGGGAGCCACGAAUUGACACUGCUUGCCAGACAGAUAUGACAAUAACAGAUGUCGCCGAACUAGAGGAAAAACUCUCAACCUGCCAACGACAACUGGAUGAAUGCCAGGGUGUUCUUCGGUCACAGACUUUCACCGAGGAUAGUCUUCAGGGAAACGGCAAAAAGGUUGCCUUCUACACUGGACUUCCUACAUUUGUAGUGUUGCUUCGUGUAUUUGAUCUUUUGAAAGACCACAUUUCAUACUCGGGGAAGCACUCACUGACCCAGUUCCAAGAAAUGGUGUUGUUUCUAAUGCGAAUGCGGCUAGGCUGCCCAUUCCAAGACCUUGCCUAUCGCUUUGACAUUGCACAGUCGACAGCUUCAAGAAUAUUUGACAGGUGGUUGGAUGUAUGUUUUGACAGACUUGGACUACUGGUGCGUUGGCCGGAAAAGGAGGAAAUCAUGAAAACAAUGCCAAUGGCCUUUGUGGAGAACUUUGGCCUGAAAGUACGCGUGAUAUUGGACUGCUUUGAAGUGUUCAUUGAUCGACCAAGCUCGUACCUGCCUCGAGCAGAGACAUGGUCGGCAUACAAACACAAUAAUACUGUGAAAUUUCUGCUGGGAAUAUGUCCACAGGGUUCAGUUACGUUUUUGUCACAGGCAUUUGGUGGUCGAGCCAGUGACAAAGCCAUAACAGAGGAAUGUGGGGUACUGAACCUGCUUGAAUACGGGGAUGUUGUGCUAGCCGACAGGGGUUUCCUGAUAGCGGAAAGUGUGGGUUUGUGCCAUGCAUCCCUGGUUACACCUGCUUUCACUAAAGGAAAAAGACAAUUGAGUAGCAGUGACAUUGAGCGGACAAGAGAGAUAGCAAACGUAAGAAUCCACGUGGAGAGAGUAAUAGGAAUGGUGAGAAACAAGUUCACCGUACUGAAAGGGAGCCUCCCUAUUGAAGCCCUGAAAGCAAAUGAGCACGGGGAAUGCCAAAUAGACAAAAUUGCUCGUGUGUGUUGUGCCCUUACAAAUCUUUGCAAUUCUGUAGUGUCAUUUGAUUAAAGGGUGGCUACGCUCCUGCCGUUUACGUUGCUGUAA